AGCCGCCUCAAAAAUGAACCUAAAGACGAUGGUUUUGACCAGCUGGGUCUGGAGCUGAGCAGUGACCCACAGAGCUAUCACUACCUGAAACAAGACGACAAAAUGGCGGCUGGUGUGGUGGAGGGGGAUAGAGUCAACUACAGAACCACAAUGUCUGCGUUUAGGACUCUGGGAUUCUCCAAUGAAAUGAAGAACGCUCUGAUCAAAAUCGUAGCUGCCGUAUUGCAUUUGGGCAACGUAGCUUUCACCUCCAACGACGACAAGAUCGAGAUAGCCGGUGCAAGUGAGAAACAACUGAAUCUAGUGCCAGGACUGUUGGAAGUGGACAGCAAUGCUGUUGUAACUGCUCUCACUGAGCGUGUGAUAGCCGUCAAAGGGGAGGUCAUGCAGAAAACACACACUCUCAUGCAAGCAGAAUAUGGCAGGGAUGCAUUGGCUAAG
This is a messenger RNA of Nilaparvata lugens (brown planthopper), 441 nucleotides long. Its product is annotated as unconventional myosin ID-like. The record is from RefSeq and is a predicted model, not a curated record. NCBI's taxonomy places the organism in Eukaryota, Metazoa, Arthropoda, Insecta, Hemiptera, Delphacidae. Gene Ontology annotation, molecular function: ATP binding; microfilament motor activity; actin filament binding. Gene Ontology annotation, cellular component: cytoplasm; actin cytoskeleton; vesicle. Gene Ontology annotation, biological process: vesicle transport along actin filament; actin filament organization. The annotation marks the transcript as partial. The transcript has 2 exons.